GAGCGUUUUUAGAGGGAGAUAGGGUAGGAAGGGUGGUCUUAGGUUAGAAAGUUGACCUCCUAUAUCUAUAAUGGUCAUGUUAGGCUUUUUGCCUUAUGAGUAAUUUUGGGCUUAAAUAAAUCUAAUUAGCUUUAGGCUAAAAUAAUAUUCUUAUUUUAGCACCCAAACCAAACAAAUUAUUUUCCAAAAGGUAAUGGCUUGAGAAGAGUUUAGUUUAUUUCGAGGUUCCUCCCUCCAAAUAACGCUCCAUUUGAUUUAAUUUCCUUUGUAUUGUUUUGGGCUUUCCCCUCUUUCACAUAAAAUAAGCUACUAUCACAAUGCAAUAUGCAAGGGAAAGAAAAAAGAAAGUACCAAGUUGCGUUAGCUGAGAGCACGUCAAUAGGCACCACUACCCCACUCUUUUGUAGUGAUCGUGAGCACAAGUUAAUUAACAACAAAUGAAAGUCCACUUAAAUGAAGCUUAAUCCUAAUGAUUUAGCUAUAAAUACCCAAAGAUUUGAUUGGUUUUUCUUCACACAAGCCUUCAACGAAACAUAAUACUAAAACAUGGCUAAGUCAAACUCAUCGACAGUGGCAUUAGCCCUUGGGCUCCUAUUCUUGACCCUUGUUGGUGACUGUUAUGGUCAAUGCAGUGAGAAUUUCCGUGUUGGCUACUACAACGGCAAGUGUGGCAAAGUCGAUAUUGAGGCCAUUGUUUUCCACGUCGUUAAGAAGUAUUUUAUGGAAAACAAAGAUACCGUUGCUGAUCUUGUUCGCUUACAGUUUCAUGAUUGCUUCGUUAGGGGAUGUGAUGCCUCAAUUUUACUCGAGGGAGAAGACACGGAGAAAACAUCACGUAACAAUCUUAGUGUCGAUGGUUAUGAAAUCAUUGAAGAUGCAAAAGUUGCUCUUGAUAAAUAUUGUCCAGGAGUUGUCUCUUGUGCUGACAUUAUUGUCUUAGCGGCUAGAGCCGCUGCACAUUUGGGUGGAGCAUAUUGGUAUGACGUAGAAACCGGAAGAAAGGACGGCAUGAUCUCACUAGCAUCUGAUGCCCAACGAGAUCUUCCAAGACGAAGCAUUCCAAUCCCUGAUGCUGUUAAGUUGUUUGCUGGUUUUGGAUUGGACACAAAUGACUUUGUUUAUCUCUUAGGUUGUCACACUGUUGGAACUGCACAUUGUGCGAACUUCCAAGAGCGUCUAUACAACUUCAAAAACAGUGGGCAAGCAGACCCUACCAUGGACCGUACCUUUGCCUCGUCCUUAGAGAAGACAUGUCCAAGAAACGUAAACUCAACGAAUGAAGCGUUCCUUGACCAAACAAAAGGAAGUGAAUUCGUAAUGGAUAAUGGUUUCUUCAAGAGAAUAUUGGAAGGCAAGGGUCUUCUUGAAGUUGAUCAGCAAUUGGCUCUUGAUCCUUUGACUAAAGAUAUUGUUGAACGAGCUGCUUAUGACGAGAAGAUAUUCUUAGCAAAAGUUGGACCAGCUAUGCGUAAAAUGGGCUUAAUCGGAGUUCUUACUCAAGGACAGGUUAGACUUGGAACUUGCAAGAAGGUUCUCUAAGGAGUAAGGAUAAUUGAGUUCUUCACAAAUUAAAAUUUACCAUUCAUUUUAUUAAUACCUUAAUUACGGACUACUUCAUUAAUAUACGUACCGUUGGUGUUGAUGAGGGUUUGUUGAUAUUUUAUUUUGCUUUAUUAUUAAGUUUAUCCAAUGUCUCCUGUGUAAGGGGACUAAGUUACAAGUUUUUGUGACAAAAUGUAUGUCAAAGACUCUGCUCUUGCUAACAAGUUACUGUUUGAUUAUUAAUAAAAAUUAUCUAAAUUUAACUA
This is a messenger RNA of Spinacia oleracea (spinach), 1808 nucleotides long. RefSeq names its product cationic peroxidase 2-like. Gene Ontology annotation, biological process: hydrogen peroxide catabolic process; response to oxidative stress. Bases 547 to 1539 code for a protein of 330 amino acids. Lineage: Eukaryota; Viridiplantae; Streptophyta; Magnoliopsida; Caryophyllales; Amaranthaceae. The transcript is spliced from 4 exons. Gene Ontology annotation, molecular function: heme binding; peroxidase activity. The record is from RefSeq and is a predicted model, not a curated record.